AUGUUCUUUAUUGCUGCUUCUGUACACAUAAAUCAGCACAUACUACCACUCCGUGUACAACUUUUAAAUUUGGUGCAUAACAUUGCUUUGAGCCGUGAACUAUCAGGUAUAGUCGCUCUGCGUGUGUAUGCGUCGGAUCAACGAGGUUUUCCACAGUGUGUAAAGUCGCGUUAUACUCUGGCAAUGCGAUCGCUCUGCAUUGCUGGGAGCGAUAACAAAGCUAAUGGCAAUAUGGCACAAAAUUGUUGCUUUUUACGGCUGAGAAUUGUGAAAGCGCUCUUCUUCUGGAAGCAGCGUGCUGAGGGCUUCUCGUGA
This is a messenger RNA of Vavraia culicis subsp. floridensis, 315 nucleotides long. RefSeq lists its product as uncharacterized. The record is from RefSeq and is a predicted model, not a curated record. Lineage: Eukaryota; Fungi; Microsporidia; Pleistophoridae. Bases 1 to 315 code for a protein of 104 amino acids. The transcript has a single exon.